AUGAAUAGACCCGCGAACCAUCCCUUAUAUGAAAAUCUAGAUAAAGGAGGUGAUCCUUUUCCUAAACCGAAAACAACGGGAUAUCAAUCACUUACUCAGUCACAAACUAGCUUUGUUUCUGGGAUUUCUUUCUACUCAUAG
Messenger RNA from Cetraspora pellucida, 141 nucleotides. The record is from the annotation of a GenBank genome assembly. Lineage: Eukaryota; Fungi; Glomeromycota; Glomeromycetes; Diversisporales; Gigasporaceae.